Messenger RNA from Zea mays, 2919 nucleotides. Its product is annotated as protein-tyrosine-phosphatase MKP1. Gene Ontology annotation, biological process: protein dephosphorylation. The transcript is spliced from 3 exons. NCBI's taxonomy places the organism in Eukaryota, Viridiplantae, Streptophyta, Magnoliopsida, Poales, Poaceae. The record is from RefSeq and is a predicted model, not a curated record. Bases 177 to 2462 code for a protein of 761 amino acids.
UCCUUCCUCCAUCCCCUACCCCGUUCCCCGUCGUUCGAGAGGAGGGGCGAGCGACCAACUGGUAGCGAUCUGGUGCCCCGCGCCCGCGCCGAUCCGCCGCGCCCCGGCCGGAUUUGCCGCCGUGGGCGGAUCAGCGUCCGUCGCCGCCUGGGGAGGCUCCAGUACGUGGCCUGUCCAUGGCGACCCCCGAUGACGGCCCGGCCCCGGCCGGGCCCGGGGUCCGCAAGUUCUGGCGUUCCGCGUCGUGGUCCGAGCCGCGGGAGCCGCUGCCGGACGCCGCGGCGGGGCCCGGGGCAGCGGGCGGGCGGUCCCGGCGCGUGCCGCCGCCGCCGCCGCUCACCCCGCGGUCGAUGAGCUCCAAGGCGCGGUCCUGCCUCCCGCCGCUGCAGCCGCUCGCCAUCACGCGCCGAAGCUUGGACGAGUGGCCCAGGGCCGGCUCCGACGACGUCGGCGAGUGGCCCAACCCCACCACGCCCGGCGCGUCCAAGGCGGGCGGCGGGCCCUCCUCCGCCAGGCCAGGGGAGGGGCUCCGGCUCGACCUCUCCUCGCUCCGCUCGCAGGGACGCAAGGACCAGAUCGCCUUCUUUGACAAGGAGUGCUCCAAGGUCGCCGACCAUGUAUACCUCGGCGGCGACGCCGUCGCUAAGAACCGCGACAUCCUCAGGAAGAACGGCAUCACCCACGUUCUCAACUGCGUGGGCUUCGUCUGCCCGGAGUACUUCAAGUCUGACCUUGUCUACCGCACCCUCUGGCUGCAGGACAGCCCCACCGAGGACAUCACCAGCAUCCUGUACGACGUGUUUGAUUACUUUGAGGAUGUCAGGGAGCAGGGUGGCCGCGUGUUUGUGCAUUGCUGCCAGGGGGUGUCGCGCUCCACGUCGCUGGUCAUCGCCUACUUGAUGUGGAGGGAAGGCCAGAGCUUCGAUGACGCCUUCCAGUUUGUCAAGGCUGCCCGGGGGAUUGCGAACCCAAACAUGGGCUUUGCUUGCCAGCUUCUCCAGUGCCAGAAACGGGUGCAUGCGAUUCCGUUGUCUCCAAAUUCAGUGCUCAGGAUGUACCGCAUGGCGCCGCACUCCCAGUAUGCCCCUCUGCAUUUGGUGCCCAAAAUGCUCAAUGACCCAUCCCCUGCCGCACUGGACUCUAGAGGCGCCUUCAUUGUACACGUUCUGUUGUCCAUCUAUGUCUGGGUUGGGAUGAAGUGUGAUCCGGUAAUGGAGAAGGAUGCAAAAGCUGCUGCGUUUCAGGUAGUGAGGUACGAGAAGGUGCAGGGGCACAUCAAGGUUGUGAGAGAAGGUUUGGAGCCACAGGAGUUUUGGGAUGCAUUUUCAAGUACGCUGCCUAAUUCAGAUACUAAUACAAAGAUUAGCAAGGACCAGAUCGAUUCAGCAUCCAAGAGUAACCCAGGAAGCCGGAUAAUUGAGUCUUAUGACGCUGAUUUUGAGCUUGUCUAUAAAGCAAUCACCGGGGGAGUGGUUCCAGCGUUCUCAACUUCUGGGGCUGGGGACGAGACCCACCUUCCAGCCAGAGAGAGUAGCUGGAGUUUACUGAGGCACAAGUUCAUCUCCAGGUCGCUAGCUCGUGUUUAUUCAGAUUCUGCUCUAAUCAGGGAUUUUGAUCCACGGGUAGACCGUGUACAGCACCUGGCUGCUGAGGCAUCGACCUCACCUCCUUUCCUUUCUCCAAGCUCCUUCUCAUCGGAUUCAAGCGCCAGCUCGAAGUAUAAUUCAGAUUCACCCUCCUUAUCACCUACAACUAGCUCCCCGCCAUCAUUUGGCCUCUCGCCUGCUUCAUCUAAUCUGCCUCAAGCUCUUGUGCCAUCGUCCAGGUCUCCUCUUUCUCAAUCAUCUAAUGCAGGGGCUUCAAAGCCUUCUGGCCUGGAAUCAAUACGCCAUCCUUCCAAGACCUCUUCUAUAGCAGAAAGAAGAGGAGGCUUCACACUUCUAAAGCUACCAUCUCUCCAAAAGGACCUUGUAUUGCCACCAAGGGUACCGUCUAGUAUUCGCAGAACUGACGAGGCCUUGGAUAAGAGUUGUACAAAUGGUGUCAAAAGGCCGACUGGUGAUUUUCGCUCAGAAAAAUGCACUGAUAAUAGUUCAAGCUUGCAUUCCGAAACCAGAUUAACUGAGCGUACUGACAGUAACUCAGAAGCUUGCAGUAAUGUGCAACUGUUGGUUUACCAGUGGCCCAGCAUGGAAAAGCUAACUACGUUUGCACGCAAGGAUCUUGACUCAAACUCGGUUUUGAUUUUUGUUACAUCGAAUGCCAUCAGAAGAGAAGCAGUUAAAAUGGUGUAUGUGUGGGUAGGAGGCGAAAUUGAAAGCAGCAAGAGUGUUAAUGCUGUUGAUUGGCAACAGGUCACUGGUGAUUUUCUUCAUCGAAAAGGCCUCAGCGAUGCUCUUCCUAUAAAGGUUUUCAAGGAGCAUGAAACAGAGAAUCUUUUGGAACUACUGAAUUUUAGUUAACAUUAGGCGGUAGCUAUCAGGAUAUUGUAGUUGCUUAACAAACUCACCCACCCCACAAAUUGUCAUUCAACGAAGGCAUGCCCUCCAGCAUCAGUCGGUACCGAUGAUUGUCAGCGAGGUAUAAAGCCUCUACCAUCCCCUUCCCUUGAACAUAACAGGCCCUACAGACAGAUUCCAUUUUAGUAGAAGCGGUGGAUCGACAACUGCGCCUCGUUGGUCUAUCUUUUGUCCAAAUGGCAGGAUGCUGCCAAUGGGCGUUGUAAGCGCAAUCAGCCAAUUGGGUGGUAAUGUAAGCUUUAGCUUUAGAUACUGGGAGAUGGUCUGUCAACAGUUACUUUUAGCCUAAACAUUCUUGUACAUCUUUGAAAGUGAACAGAUUUGUAAUCCUUGUGGCAUAUAAAUGGUAACAUUGUUCAUAACUUUUAAACUGAUAUAGAACCCAGUUGUUAAAUAUAAA